UUCCAAAAGGAGGGAGGGGGAGGGCCUUACAUGCAUUGCGGAAGUUAGAAUAACAAUGAUCCAGGGUUUUACCAGCCCUCGUAGCACAAACGAUAUGCUGAUAGAAUUUAGGGAGUCUGGUUUUCAGAUUAGCCUUGUUAAAAUCCCCAGCUACAAUGAAUGCAGCCUCAGGAUGUGGUUUCCAGUUUACAAAGUCAAAUAAAGUUUGUUUAGGGCCAUCGAUGUGUCUGCUUGGGGGGGUGGAAUAUAUGCGGCUGUGAUUAUAAUCGAAGAGGAUUCUCUUGGUAGAUAAUGUGGUCGACAUUUGAUUGUGAGGAAUCCUAAAUCAGGUUAACAGAAGGACUUGAGUUCCUGUAUGUUGUUAUGAUCACACCAUGUCUUGUUAAUCAUAAGGCAUACACCCCCGUCCCUCUUUUUACCAGAAAGAUGCUCCUUUCUGUCGGCGAGAUGCAUGAAGAAACCAGGUGGCUGUACCGACUCCGAUAGUGUCAAGUGACCCAUGUUUCCUUGAAGCAAAGAACGUUAGUCUUAUGUCUCUCUGGAAUGCUACCCUUGCUCGGAUUUCAUCAACCUUGUAGUCAAGGGACUGGACAUUGGCGAGUAGUAUGCUCGUGAGCGGUGCGCCCGUCUCCGGAGCCUGACCAAGCCAAACUUGCAGCGUCAUACCCAAGAAGACUCGAGGCUGUAAUCAAUGCCAAAAGAUAAAAAACAUUGGCCUCUGCUGAAGACCGCAUGAACCUGGUUGAAACAUAUGGGCAGGUUUGACAACUGACCAACAAUUCAAAGUGACUUGAAUGUUACGGUUCAAUACAUGCGCCACCUCCCGACUAAUUACUUGGUUCAACGAUAUCGCACACAGCAUAAGCCUGACCUGACCGAGUGUGUUACGGCUGCCCACGUGAGGUGGUACACAGACACCAUGCAGUGGAGGAGGCGCCACUGCUACACACAUGUCGCUGGCCUACUGUCUCUCCUCUCGCUCCUGAUCAUCCUGGGCCAUCAAGACUGGCUGCCGGGCCUCAGGGGGCCAACAUGGCAGAGGGAGCACCUAGUGGCUUACACCGAAAGAGGACUACACUCUACCAAAGAAAAAGGGAAUCACAGCUCAUCACAGACUCUAUGGAGGGACCCACUGGUUCCCCCUUCGCCUCCGGAAAGAAAUGCCAACCUCAGUUCCCCUCAGGACUCCUCCUUUCCACAGGGGAUUACGGGACUGGAGAACUCAGUGGCGGCUAAUGCUAGCUUGAGUGGGGAAGUCGGGCUAAGGGGCCUGCUGACCUCAGAGCCAUACCCUUACAUCAUCAAUGAGCCCAACAAGUGCCGGGAGGGCAACCCAGAGCCCUUCCUGGUGCUGCUGAUAGCCACGGAGGGCAAUCAGGUGGAAGCCAGGGAGACCAUUCGGCAGACCUGGGGGAACGAGAGCAUGGUCCCGGGCCUAAGCUUUGUUAGGCUCUUCCUGUUAGGCGUAAAGGAGGGCAGGGUAGGCCGCCUGCAGCAGAGCAGCCUGGAGGCCGAGAGCCGGAGGCACCAUGACAUCAUCCAGCAGGAUUACAUGGACACUUACAACAACCUGACUAUAAAAACCCUGAUGGGCAUGCACUGGGUGUCCACGCACUGCCCGGGCACCAACUAUGUCAUGAAGACAGACAGUGACAUGUUUGUCAACACAGAGUAUCUCGUGCACAAGCUGCUCCAGCCAGAGAUGCCACCCAAACGGGACUAUAUUACAGGCUACCUGAUGAGGGGCUAUGCACCCAACAGGAACAAGAAUAGCAAGUGGUACAUGCCCCCCGAGCUGUACCCCAGCGAGGUGUACCCUACUUUCUGCUCAGGAACGGGCUAUGUGUUCUCAGGGGACCUGGCUGGAAAGAUCUACAGGGUCUCCCUGGGUAUCCGCAGGCUGCAUCUGGAGGACGUUUACGUGGGCAUCUGCCUGGCCAAGCUGCGGAUCGAACCCACGCCGCCGCCUAAUGAGUUCCUGUUCAACCACUGGCGGGUGUCCUACUCCAGCUGCAAGUAUAGCCACCUCAUAACCUCCCACCAGUUUCACCCCAACGAACUGCUCAAGUACUGGCACCACCUGCAGAGCAACAAGCACAACGCCUGCAUCAACACGUCCAAAGACAAUGUGGACAGGUUUCACCAGAGAAAACUGCAGGGUGUACAGCCUAUUUGGUGACAGACGGCUGAGUGUGAUGUUAGGUCAUUGCCUGUGCAGGAGUCACUGGGCAAGAGAUGACAGAGUCAAGCAUGUUUUUGGACAAACUAAUGCUUGAAGACCAUUUUUUUUUUUUAACUACAGUUUAUAUUCGAGUUUAAUACAUUCAUUGAUUGAAAGAAUAUAUGCAUUGGGGUACAGAGGAAGACAUCACUUAUGUGAAAUGUGGGUGCUGUUUAUUAUGAGGAUAUAUCUUAAGACUAUUGGUGGACUGUCACCGUCGAGUAUCCAUUUUGUUCAACUUGAGUUUAAAUAAUUUUCCUUUUAACCCCCUAAGGUUGAAUCGAAGAAUCAUAAUAAAAAAAGAUCUGUAAGUUUCA
Messenger RNA from Oncorhynchus masou masou (cherry salmon), 2538 nucleotides. Its product is annotated as beta-1,3-galactosyltransferase 2-like. Gene Ontology annotation, molecular function: N-acetyl-beta-D-glucosaminide beta-(1,3)-galactosyltransferase activity. The transcript has 2 exons. The record is from RefSeq and is a predicted model, not a curated record. NCBI's taxonomy places the organism in Eukaryota, Metazoa, Chordata, Actinopteri, Salmoniformes, Salmonidae. Gene Ontology annotation, cellular component: Golgi membrane. Bases 812 to 2179 code for a protein of 455 amino acids.